This is a messenger RNA of Notechis scutatus (mainland tiger snake), 1227 nucleotides long. The record is from RefSeq and is a predicted model, not a curated record. Lineage: Eukaryota; Metazoa; Chordata; Lepidosauria; Squamata; Elapidae.
GAGCAAAAGAAACACUGGUUUGUUUUGUUUUUAAGGUUUUGCUGUUAAAUUCAGAAGGAAAAUGGAUCUGUGGAGGUGUUCUCCUGAAAACUAACUUUGUAUUGACUACAGCUGAAUGUGCUGUGCUGUCUCCUGUUAGUGUUGUGGUUGGAAUCAAUCAGCUGCAAGGACUGAAUCAAGUAAUACCAGUGAAAGAGUCAAAUAUACACCUCCGUUAUGACAACACCACUGGCGAGAACAACCUGGCUCUGCUUGAGCUGAGCAGCCAAAUUGACUGCGACAGGAACCAUCUACCCAUAUGCAUCCCAGAAAGGGAUUUUGCAGAGCACGUGUUGAUUUCACAAAUGGAAGGUAGUCUUAGUGGCUGGAAUGCAAACAGAAGUUACCUGACACCUUCCCUUGUACGGCGGCCUAUUUCCUACCUCAGUGAGAAUGAUUGCAAGCAAAUUCUCAACAGAAAUCUGAUAACAAGGGAAUUCUGUGGCCACAGUCACGGGCAAGCCAAGGAGAUGCUUGUGGGAGGAAGUUUUAUUGCCGUUCCCUAUAAAGGCACAUGGUUUCUCACUGGAGUUUUAGAACCAUGGGCAACCGAAACAGUUAACUGGAAAACAUUUAUAUUUACCAAGACCUCAAGAUACAUGAUGUGGUUUAAACGAAUAAUGGGAUUUUAAAACAUAAAAACAAUAUAUAUAUAUAUAUAUAUAAAAUGAGUAUCUAGCGUAUAACAUAUUCAAGUUUGAGCCACUAUUGUAAAUAUGAUGUAUGCCUAUCUAUGAAACUAAAACUUUUUGCCUUCUAUGAACAAAGCAAUGAUUCACUUUCAUUUGCCUCUGUGGAAAGAUUUCAUAGAACAUCUGGAGAUAGAAUCAGUAUUUGUUCCCAGUAUAAACCAAUUAUUAAAGUACCAAUUUCACUGAUUGUGAGAUUUGGUAUUAAAUCUGACUAUCUUUUCCCAGUAAUGUGCAUUCUCUUCAGGAGAAUAGUUUCUGAGAUCACUCUUUCUAAUAUAUAAACAUUAAGAAAUGCAAAGGAGAAAAUCUAGCACAAUGACAUAAAGAAGAAUUUUAUAUAUUACACUACUGUAAACUAAAUUCAUUGUAUGAGCCCUGCUGAUAAUUGCUUAAUGACACGCUUGAUAGAUCUAAAUUGCCUUAUAGGUACUGAAGUCAUAUUAACAACACAAUAGUCAGUCUCACUGAAAGUGCCCUAAAUUUACAAUUAAAUGGC